Molecule: messenger RNA, 635 nt
Organism: Cherax quadricarinatus
Lineage: Eukaryota; Metazoa; Arthropoda; Malacostraca; Decapoda; Parastacidae
Source: RefSeq, a predicted model, not a curated record
AGGUGAUGACAAUUGGAGCCCGGAAGGAGGUAGUGUUGUCUGCCGGAGCAAUACGGUCGCCCCAUCUGCUGUUGGUGUCAGGGGUCGGACCACAAGACCAUCUGCAGCGUCACGAGGUAGAGAUUGUGGCAGAUGUACCGGGAGUGGGCCAGAAUCUGCAUGACCACGUCUGUGUGCACGGCCUCAGCUGGACCACCAGGAAGGGUGUCACGUCUAGCACACUCUGGAACACCCUCAACUUUGCUUCCAUCAAGCAGUACGUUAACAACAGGGGAGGUGGUUUAGGAGACACACUAGCAGGUGUGCACGAUGCCUGGGGAAGGUGUCUAUAUGAAGGAGACCCUCUCUCUGUGCCAGACAUACAAGCGCUCUUUCUUUGCACACCUGUGCUCACACGCCAUCGAUUUUGGUAUUCUACUGUUCACCCUCAGGAUGCAACCUGCAACAAUCAAAUAAAAUCCUGGUACUUAUUUACCGAAGAUGUUAGGAAACUUUCCUUUUGUCUUGGUCCGCCGGAAAUCAAACCCAGAACCUUCCAGUUGAGCCUAAAGCUCCACCUAAUUGUUAUUGCAGAGAGCGAGUCUCAGCACCAGGCCAUGCCUCUCGGCUCGCUUCUACUGGGUUCACUGUCCUAG